This is a messenger RNA of Hibiscus syriacus, 1706 nucleotides long. Its product is annotated as aldehyde oxidase GLOX-like. The record is from RefSeq and is a predicted model, not a curated record. The transcript has a single exon. The coding region runs from base 30 to 1652 and encodes 540 amino acids. Lineage: Eukaryota; Viridiplantae; Streptophyta; Magnoliopsida; Malvales; Malvaceae.
CUUUCCACUCUCACUCUAAUUUCUUUGCAAUGGCAAAAUAUGAUUCUUCUUCUCCUUCUCGAUGGCUUCUUCAAAUCUUGAUUUUCACGAUUAUAUUGAAGGCACGGGCACAGCUCCCCGGCACGUGGGAGCUCAUAGUCCCAAGCGCCGGCAUUUCCUCCAUGCACACGGCGGUUACUCGUUUUAACACGGUGGUUCUUUUGGACCGAACCAACAUCGGACCUUCCCGUAAAAUGCUUCCCAAAGGCCACUGCCGUUACGACAGGUAUGACGUCGUGCUUAAAAAGGACUGUUUUGCUCAUUCCGUCGUUUUCGAUCUGCAAACAAACCAAAUCCGACCGUUGAUGAUCCUCACCGACACUUGGUGCUCAUCGGGACAGUUCCUCCCCGACGGAACACUUUUACAAACCGGAGGAGACUUGGACGGGUUUAAAAAGAUCCGGAAAUUCGAACCGUGUGAACCCGGAGGGAAUUGCGAUUGGGUGGAGCUUAAAGACGUGGAGUUAGCUAGUGGCAGAUGGUACGCAACGAACCAGAUAUUACCAGACGGCGCCGUAAUUAUCGUCGGGGGGAGAGGAACCAACACCGUCGAGUACUAUCCUCCGAGGAUGAACGAAAACGGCGCCGUUGAACUGAAAUUCCUCUCCGACGUUGAAGAUAAUCAAAUGGACAACUUAUACCCUUACGUUCACCUCCUUCCCAACGGCCACCUUUUCAUCUUCGCCAACAACAAAGCCGUCAUGUACGACCACAAGGAAAAUACCGUAAUUCGAGAUUACCCAGCAUUAUCGGGAGGCCCACGGAAUUAUCCAUCAGCUGGAUCGUCGGUGAUGUUAGCACUUGAAGGCGACUUUUCGACGGCCGUGAUUGUCGUCUGCGGCGGAGCCCAAUACGGAGCGUUCAUCGAAAGGAGUACCGACACACCGGCGCACGGUAGCUGCGGGAGGAUUGUAGCCACCGAUCCAACACCGGGUUGGGAGAUGGAGGAUAUGCCUUACGGACGGAUCAUGGGAGAGAUGGUGAUGCUUCCCACAGGUGAUUCUUUGAUCAUCAACGGAGCUCAGGCCGGUACCCAAGGUUUCGAGAUGGCGUCUAACCCGUGUUUAUACCCGGUCCUUUACCGACCGGAUCAACCGGUUGGGUUACGGUUCAUGACUUUGAAUCCGGGAAGUAUUCCCAGAUUGUACCAUUCAACUGCCAACUUGUUACCGGACGGGCGGGUUUUAAUCGCAGGCAGUAACCCACAUUACUUUUACAAAUUCGCCGCUGAAUUUCCGACGGAAUUAAGGCUGGAAGCGUUUUCGCCCGAGUAUUUGUCCCCUGAUCGGGCCAACCUACGACCCGUGAUCGAGGAAAUUCCGGAGACGGUACGUUAUGGCGAGGCGUUCGAUGUUUUGGUGUCGGUUCCGUUGUCUGUUGUGGGAAUGAUUGAGGUCAAUUUGGGGAGCGCACCUUUUUCGACACAUUCGUUUUCACAAGGUCAAAGAUUAGUGAAACUUGUCGUUUCGCCGUCAGUCCCGGAGGGUGGUCAGUACAGGAUUAAAUGUACGGCACCGCCGAAUGGAGCGGUUGCGCCGCCGAGUUAUUACAUGGUGUUCGCUGUUAACCAGGGUGUUCCAAGUGUUGCACGCUGGGUUCAUUUGGUUCCUUAGCAAACGCGUGUCUUAAACUUUUAAUUGUUUAUAUGCAAACGUAUUGCUCCCAUC